Messenger RNA from Penicillium longicatenatum, 1284 nucleotides. Its product is annotated as NAD-dependent epimerase/dehydratase family protein. Gene Ontology annotation, molecular function: UDP-glucose 4-epimerase activity. Gene Ontology annotation, biological process: beta-D-galactose catabolic process via UDP-galactose, Leloir pathway. The transcript has a single exon. Lineage: Eukaryota; Fungi; Ascomycota; Eurotiomycetes; Eurotiales; Aspergillaceae. The record is from RefSeq and is a predicted model, not a curated record. Gene Ontology annotation, cellular component: cytosol. The coding region runs from base 1 to 1284 and encodes 427 amino acids.
AUGUCGUCCCCUCCGCCUGGAUUCUCGACUGGUGCCAAUUCUCCGCAGUUCUCUUCAGACCCAUCCACGCCAGCCACAGAGCCUGAUGAUCCACUUGACGUUGACGCCGACGAGUAUGUUCUGGUCACAGGUGGCCUGGGCUUUAUCGGUAGUCAUACAUCUCUAGAGCUUCUCAAAGCAGGCUACAACAUCAUUAUCGUGGACAAUCUAAGCAACAGCUACAGAGAUGUCUUUGCGCGCAUCAUUGCAGCCGCAAAGCUGCACUACGAGCCACUUGGCCGUCCAAUUCCCAAGGCAAAGCUCUGCUGCGCAGAUUACCAGGACAUGUCGGCAAUGGGCGUUCUGCUCGGCACACACUUGACUCGGACUCCCGGCAGCACAUCAACCCGAUCAAAGAUAACAGGCGUAAUUCAUUUCGCAGCCUACAAGGCCGUCGCAGACAGCAUCAAACACCCACUGAAAUACUACCAGAACAAUGUUCGUGGCCUUAUCGAUCUUCUAAGUCUGCUAGAUGACCACGGAAUCAAGUCUUUUAUUUUCUCCUCGUCGGCAGCAGUCUACGGAACCUUAGCAGACGGGACCCCACGACUACGAGAAGAAAAUUGCGUUCAUGAGCGCAUAUCCUACUCCACUGAAAAUGGCUCCGAUGUAUCAGUUGAGCCAGGCUGCACGGGUAUCACAAACCCUUACGGCCGAAGCAAAUGGUUCGGAGAAGCAAUUCUCUCCGACGUGUGCACAUCCGAUCCAUCCUGGACUGUGCUUUGUCUCCGGUACUUCAACCCAAUCGGUUGCGAUGCUUCCGGACUGCUAGGCGAAGACCCUCGGGAUUGCGCUUCGAACCUGUUCCCAGCCGCCGUGCGCGCGUUAACAGGCCAGAGUCCUGAAUUGUGUAUCUACGGUACGGAUUGGGAUACACGGGAUGGAAGUGCCGUGCGCGAUUUUAUACAUAUUACCGAUCUGGCGCGGGGACAUGUAGCGACGUUAUCUGCUGCGCAGGAGGGAAGGAUUUCCGGGUCUUUCCGGACUUUCAACCUUGGUACGGGCACGGGGCACUCGGUACUGGAGGUUAUCGAGGCAUUGGAGUCUGUUAGUCAAUUGGAGAUACCGGUGAGGAUAGUUGGAAGAAGACCCGGCGAUGUUGGGUCUUGCGUAGCUACGCCUGACCGGGCGGAGCGGGAGCUUGGGUGGAGGACAGAGAAGUCAUUGCAGGAUGCUUGUGAGGAUCUGUGGAAUUAUCUUAGAAUAGACGCUGAUAAGAAUCAGCAGGAGUUAAUUGUUCGCUAG